Pristis pectinata (smalltooth sawfish) is the source of this 6391-nucleotide messenger RNA. Its product is annotated as synapsin-1-like. Lineage: Eukaryota; Metazoa; Chordata; Chondrichthyes; Rhinopristiformes; Pristidae. The record is from RefSeq and is a predicted model, not a curated record. The transcript has 2 exons. The coding region runs from base 389 to 1354 and encodes 321 amino acids.
UCCUAUAGUGUGGUGACCGGAGGUCUAAUCAAUGUUUUAUUGUGUGUUUUUUUAAAAGGGCUGUUUGAGUGACGUGCUUUAAUACAAUCAGUAAUGUGAGGGGGAGUCAGUACCGUAAAAAGACUGUCUGCUGCCCGGAACUGUGGGUGUGGGGAAUACACCAGGGUGAUACAGCAGGGAAACAGGCCCUUCAGCCCAUCUGAUCCAAGGUCUCGGCGGAGGCUGGACUGGUGUCACGGUGAGCGCGGCCAUGCCGAGUGAGCGGCGGAGUCCGAUGCCAGGGUCCCGACGAAGGCAAGCGGCGGGCAGCGGGCCGGCACCCCGGGCCGGGGCAGCGGCGGCCGGGCCCCAGCGGCAGUAGGGCGGCCGGAGCGAGGCGACAGAGGCGAUGGAGAGGGUGAGCGGCGGCGACGGCUGCUCCCGGCCGCUGGACGGCGAGGCCUCCCGCCCGCGGUCGGAGCCGAGUCGCGGCGAGCUGCAGCUGCGGGCCGGCGGCAGGCUCCUCGAGUACGAGUGCCGGCGGCAGCGGGCCGGGGAGGCCGGGGCCCCGCGGGCGGCCUGGUGCACGGAGCUGGGCGAGGCCUCCGGUUGCCGUGGCAACCAGGAGGAGGAGGAGGAGGACGUAGGCCCGAGGCCCAAGGGCCGCGGCAAGAGGAAGGCGGCGGAGGUGAGUGAGCGGCGGCCGGCGGAGCAGAAGCGGAGGCGGCGGCCGAAGCAGCAGCGGCGCCGCAAGAGGCCGCCGAGGGACAAGGGCCUGCCCCUGAAGCGGACCUACGGCGACACCCGCGUCGACAGGCGGCUGCUGGCGGCCCGCCGCUUGGCCUCGGCCCCCCCGCAGCAGCAGAAGGUGUGGGCCCAGGCCCAGGCUCGGGGCCGAGGCCGGGGGCAGCCCGCCGGGCCCUGGGAGCCGAUGCUGCGCGGCCGCGGCUGCCGGACGGUGAGCCUGUCGGACGCCCAGACCCAGACCGAGUCCGGGACGCCCAGCAGCAGCUGCUCCGAACCCUCCACCUCCGAGUCCGGCCUCGACCGCUCGCCGACCCCCGGGGAGGAGGAGAGCAGCAGCAGCAGCCCCGGCAGCCCCGGCUCCAGCAGCCGCGACAGCUCGCAGCUCUCGGUGGCGCAGGCCGCCUGCCCCCCGGCCUCCCCCUUGGGCCACGGCGGCAGGCUCCAGGCCGGCCCGCGGCUGUGCCCCGACGGGAGCCGGGCCGGAGGGCGGCGGAGACCCGGCUCGCCGACGAGCCCCAGGCCGGGGGUUUACAGCGGGGGCCCCCGCAGGAGGAGAAGGAGCGUCCCCGGGGUGAGAGACUGUUCCCCUCAGGGCUCCCAGGACGGCUGGGGCUGCCUGAUAUUCUAACCUCACGCUGAAGCCGUGGGAGCAGAGACUUUGUAAAUAGAAGAGAGCUUAAAUAAAGUGCACGUUAUUGAGGCAGAAAGUGGGGUUUGGGGGCAGGAAGGGAUUGGGUGCAGAUCAGCCUGGUCCUGGGAUGGGUGAAGGGUGACCAGACACUCAGGUUUACACCAUUAUUAAAACAAUCAGAACAUCAGAUGGACUGUUAUUUAUUAAAUUGGAAAUAAAAUCAUCCCCCUUACCCACUUCAUCUUCCCCUGAGGGCUCGGCUCCAUUGCUGUGCCCACGUUGGUUUGAACCUGGGUCACCGUUUCACUGGGAUCUCCAGCCUUAUCCAAGUGACUGCCUCUGGCUGGUGAGUGAAGACCAGGGCUGGAGUGACCCUGAUCCCAAAUGAAACCUUAUUGCUGACCCUAUCCGCCAGCUGUUGCCCACGGGAGUUGGAUUUACGGAGUUGCACGGACGCGGGGGAUGCUGAAGGAAGUCCCAGAAGCUCUUGACAGCACAGUAGCUGAGAUCAGAGGAUUUACAGAAGUUCAGAGGGAAUCUGGAACCUUUCCUGCAGUUUACUUCAAGAAGAAAGCAAAGAUAGAACAACUCCGUGUGUGUGUGUGCCAUAGUCUCAGCACAGAAGGAGGUCAUUUGAUCCAUUCUGCCUGCAGCACUUCUUUAAGAGAACAUUCUAAUUAGUAGCACUCCCUUCUCUAUGUAUUCAGUUUCCCAUUGAAAGUUAUUUGUAACGUAUUCCCGAUUAAGACAAGAAUGAAAGAAAAUAACUUUCUCAAUUCUCUAUUUUUGUUAAUUAUCUAAAAUCUGAACCUCGUGACUAACAACCCUACUAUUACUAGAAACAGCUUCUCCUCAUUUAACUACAUAAUUUUGGACAUCACCUUAACAUCUCCCAUUAACCUCCUCUGGUAUAAGGAGGCUAACUCAUCUUCACAUUGAAUUCCCUCAUUCUGUUACCAUUUUAGUAAAAUCUCCUCAGAACUGUAUCUAAGGCCUUGACAUCCUAUCUAAAGUGUGGUUCCCAAAACUGAACACAAGUUUUAGAAGGGUUUAAUUUUGCUUCCUUGCCAUAUUUUUUGCCUUGCUUUAUAAAGCCUGAGAUUUCCUUGUUUUUAACAGUUUUCUCAACUUGUCUUGAAUAUACCAGCUCCAGAUCUCUUGAUUAAUAUGUACCACAUAGUUAUGUGUAGAUGUGUGUGAUUGUUGCUGGAAGAAAGUGUAUUCCAUUCCUGUAGUGUAGGAGCUGUUUCACCAUAGUUAAGAGUGCAAGGAAGAGGUGGGGAGGGGCAGCAAUAGAAUUGGCCUGGGAUAGAUCAGGGUAAAACUCCUCCAUUGGUCCUGACAAUUUGUGCUCGGAACUUGCUGGUUUUUCUUUACCCAAUCACAUUCAAUCUCUCACAAGUAAAAUAUAAAUUGGAAUUUUGAAACCAAAGUUGCAGAAGUGAUUGAAUGAAUGGAUCCAUAUCCAGUUCAUUCCCUGAGCUACACACAAAAACAUUCUCAGUCCUGAUUCAGUGGGAAUGGGGGGUCUCGUCCCGACUUUGAUCCGUCCGUUUGGUCCAGAAAUGUUUUGCUCUGACAUCCUAGACCCACCAGUCACCAGCUGAUAACAGCACAGCAAGGGCAGCGGGGUAUGUAGGGCUGCCGUGCACUGUAUUGACCAGUAAUAGUGCCCUCCAUCAUGGUAUGACACACAAGCUCCCCCUGCCGCCUCUUCACUAACCUGAUGCAGCCUUACCCAGGAGUGAACAUCGCGGCUGGGUUCAGUUGAUCUCAGUUGGUCAAUCAUGGGUUGAGGUUCCUCUGAGAGCUGGACCAUUGAGGCAGCGUUGCACUGUGUGGAAGCAGUAAUGAGAGAGUCCACUCUGGCAUAGAAGCUGGACUGUGGGAUCUACACAGCAGUGCUGAAAGAGGGCUGUACUGACAGAUAGAUAGUCCUGGGGCUUGUCCUGUGGUAGAUGCAGCCUUUCAUACAAUAAACAGUGUGGCUGGGAAUUUCUUGAGUUGGAAUGGUUGGCAGUCGGGGCCCAUCUGGAAUGUUGCACUUCCCAAAGUGUUCUUUGACAGAUUAUAAUCUGUAACAAUAAACCCAUCCGCUGGAUAGUUGGGGUCAGUUUGCUCCCACUAGUGUUUGAGUACUUCUCCUCCCCAUUGUUCAACUGCCUGCUGAAGUACCCGUGCCCCUGUGAACCCAGGCUCCAAGGAGGCAGAGUGAUGGGAGACUGUAGUAAACAGCUUCACACAAUAAAGGAGGUGCUUUUGAAUGGUAACUGGGGACACAGCAGGUAACCUGAAACAGCGUUGUGAAUCGUAGCUGAUGCAGGAUCUCAACCCGAAUUCUUCUACCCCCACAGAUACUGCUCGACCCACUGAGUUCCUCCAGCAGUUUGUUUUUUGCUUAUGAAUUGUUACUUGGCUGAACAAAUUCGUUACAAACUGUCUCCAGAAUGUCCACUCAAGGCCCAGAGUCCGCAGGGCUGCUGUGUUAAUUUUCUUAAUUCAUUCACAGGACGUGGGGGACCACUGAUGUAUGCUGGGUUUAUUACCCGUCCCCAAUGUCCACCAGCGGUGGUGAUGUUGUGAACCAUCCUCAUGAACUGCUUCCAUCGUGCAAUUUCCUGAGAAAUCUGGAGAAUGUUUCAAAGUAACCAGUAUGGGGAAUGAUGGUUAUGCAGUGUAGUCAGACAGAUGUUUUCGGCAGCAUUUACUGAGCCGUACACAUUCAGUAGAACUGCAAUGAUUAAUUCUCAUGAGUGUGACCUCACAGCAUUGAGCACGUUCGGAUACUGAUUGGAAUCAGUGCAGCCCCCUACAACAGUUGGGUAAAUCACUGCAAAACAGCUCAAUGUAUUCUUAAACGCAUAACAUUACUGGGAGCACACAGCCCUGCAGAGGCUGGGAUUUAUUAUUACAGAUUAUAGUCCAAAUUUUCAUUCUGUCAAAGAACAUUUUGAGGUGAAUAACAUUCCAGAUCAGUCACCACUGCCAACCAUUCCAAGCAGAAAUUCCCAGAUAGAGAGAUGUUGCAUCCCCUUUUCCAGGUAAGUUCCUAGAUAAAGAUCUUUACAGAAAAUGAAACCUAUGCUAGGAUAGAUCAGACCUUUAGCAGCUUAUAACAUCGACCCCGAGGAGCAUGCAAACAGCCAAGCUGCCAGUGAAUGAAUUGGAAGCAGUUUAAUGUCGGCUGUCAGAGGGGUCGUCUGAUGAGGGCCUGACUGCCUUUACGUUAUGUUGGAGAGCAACAGAUGACCUGGCCUAUUUUUAUAAUAUAUUAAACAUUGUUUGGAAAUGUUCUUGGAGGGUUGUCACAUUGCUGUGUGCACGCUUGCUUUAGAAAACCCUGUAACUGAGCAUCCAGAGACACCUCAUUGCUUUGUGUCAACGUGCUGAAUAAGUACAAGUCUUCUGCAUUUUCAUAGAAAAGCCCCUCCCACCAUGGAGUAGACUGUUAGUACAGAUUCUCCCACAGUGUAGGAGCCCCUUAGUAAUGUACCUUGUACAGCACACCCAUCCCUCAGUACUGCCCCUCCCACAGUGUGACCCUCCCUCAGUACUGCCCCUCUCACAGUGCGGCGCUCCCUCAGAAUUGCCCCUCCCACUGACACUCCCUCAGUACUGCCCCUCCCACAGUGCUGCGCUCCCUCAGUAUUGAUCCUCCCAUGGUGCUGUGACCCCUCCCCCCCUCACUAACCCCUCAGUGCCACCCCUCCCACUGUACAUUAGCCCUGGGGGACUGCUCCACCAACAGGGACAAACCUCGAACCUCUGAUUCAGCUGCAAGAUUAUAACUGCCCCAGUGAGAGAUUGUUGGCCUCUGGGUUGGGUUGACAGCCAGCUAUGCGGCACUCACAGGUGUCACCCUUACAGUUUGGACUGAGCUUCAAUGGCCUCCAUUACCUGUGGUUCACUUCUUUACGAGUUGCUGGAUUAUGAGUUGGUUACGGAGUGUUACUGGUGUGCCCUCCUGAAGACGCUGGAGUCUGUCGUGACUCAUGGGAUGGGCGCAAGGCCAACAUUUACUGCACAUCCUUCACUGCUUGUGAAGUGGCGGUGAACUCCUUCCUUGAACUGCUGAAGUCUGUGUGAUGAAAACGCUUGUUCUGGUUGCUCUGCCAGGUGUGGAAAACUCAGCAAACAUAGGUUGUUCCUUGAAGUGAGACAAAAGCUUGUGGCAGCCUGCAUUGAGUGACACACACACUCUACAAAGGCGGGCCAGGUGUGGAUUUAAUUACUAUGGGUGUGACUUUAGUCACAUUCAACCAACACAUAGAAUUAACAGAAUCCCACGGACUGUCAGCUCUGACAGAGUGUACAAGAGUUCAACACAGUCAAAGUGGAGUUUAUUGUUGGAGACACAAGUCCAUGUGUGCACGGGUGCAAUGAAACACUUACCUGCAGCAGCAUCACAGGCACACAGCAUCAUAGAAGCAGCAUUCACCAGAAAAACAAAUUAAACAUAAAUUAUACACAAAUUUUAAAAGCAAGAACACAACUAGAACAAAAAAAAUGAAGUCCAUUUUAGUGCAGUGGCCAUAGUGUUGCUAAACUUUAGUGAUUGGAGUUUUGCCGGUUGGUUCAAGAAUCGAAUGGUUGAAGGGAAGUCGCUGUUCCUGAACCUGGUGGUGUGGGACUUCAGGCUUCUGUACCUCCUGCCCUAACUACAUAAUAUGAUUAAGACUAAUGUCAGUCAUCCAACUAUUGAGAUAAUGGGAUUUGUUAUUACUGAUUGUAAUUCAUAUUUCUAUCCUAUCAAAGAGCAUUUUGGCAAAUUUAAUAUUCUAGAUUAGUACCACCAGGCUCAAGGACUGCUUCUAUCCUGCUGAUAUAAGACUAUUGAACAGUCCCCUAGUACGAUAAGAUGGACUCUUGACCUCACAAUCUACCUCAUUAUAGCCUUGCACCUUAUUGUCUGCCUGCACUGCACUUUCUCUGUAACUAUAACACUUUAUUCUGCAUUCUGUUAUUGUUUUUACCUUGUGCACCUCAAUGCACUGUGUAAUGAAUUGAUCUGUAUGGACCGUAUGCAAGACAAGU